AGUCAUUAACAGUAAUAUAUUUUCUUUAUAAAACUGAAUUGAAUCAGCCUGUCAUUUGUUUUUUUUAUUUUUUAUUUUAAUCUUCAGUGGAAUAUGCUUUAAAGGGACGGUUCAUCCAGAAUUAGGUCAUUGCUCUUUUAGCUUUAAACCUGUGUGUCUUUAUUUUUUUUCUUGAAGAACACAAAAUAAUAUAUAAAACGACAUUGGACCCCAUUGAUUUCCACUGUUGGGGCAUAAUGUCCAAAUGUCUUUUGUGAUUCACAGAAACUCAUACAGGUUUGAAAGACAUGAAGUGGUCAUGUUGAGUGUUUGUGCUCUGCUGCUGCUGGCGGCUCCUGUGGCUCUCGGCUCUGACUCGGACGCACAGAGACCCCAACAUGACUCCAACCUGGAGAUCUAUAAGCGUCUGUUCGAGAGCAAGAGGAAGGAUCAGCUGAACGCACUGAAGAACCUGGUGGAGCUCAACGAUGUCAACCAGCAGUACAAGAUCAUCGACAUCAUGCUGAAGGGCCUCUUCAAGGUGCUGGAGGACUCCAGAUCUGUUCUCAUAGCCGCUAACAUGCAGCCGGACGAUCCGUUCCCACUCGACGACAAAAUCAAAGAAGCGUACUCUCACGUGGUGGAGAACACGGCGUUCUUCGGAGACGUGGCUCUGCGUUUCCCUCGUAUCGUCCAUCACUACUACGAUCGUAACGCGGACUGGAGUCGUCUGUUGCGCUGGGGUCUGCACUUCUGCAACCAGACGGGCGUCUUCAGCGGAGGAGCCCAUCAACACGUGCUCACGCUGAUGUCACAGGAGCUGGGGAUCACAGAGAGAUCUGCAGACUUCGUCAAUCCGUAUCGCACCGAACGAGACGACGUGCUGCACACGGCCGAGGCCUUCCAGAAGAUCCUCCGCGAGGAAGAGAAGAGGAGGAGGAAGGAGGAGAAGAGGAAAGACAUCCGGAAAGGGCCGAGGAUCUCUCGCUCUCGCACAGAGUUAUAGCUCUGACUGGAGAUCAGCCAUUUACACUCAAUCAGGGAGCCCUGCUGAAUCUGUCACGGGCACCGUCGAUGUUUACAGGAUCCAGAUUCACAACACUUGAAUCUGUUUCAAACUCUGAUUUAGGAGGAUCUUCAUUGGAGUCACUGCUGGUGAUGGGAGUGUGUGUUAGGGGAGGAGUCAGAGUGGUGGGAGGAGCAAGUGUGGGCGGGGUAAUUAUAGCAUUCUGUGUAGAGUGGGUGGAGUCAGAUUAAUGGGAGCGUUAGCAGUGGUGGGCGGGAUUUGGGAACGUGGGCGUGGUCAAAGUGGGUCUGUGUCUUCGAUGAAGGCAUUUUGAACACUGAUAUUUCAAUAUUUAACACUUGAUAAGUUUUGAUUAUAUACAGUAUAUACAUAUGAAAUGAAGUUGUUUAGAUUCAAUAUAAAUGCUUUAUUUGGGGGUACUUUAUAGUCUAAUAAGAGAAUUGUGGGUAAUUCAUGUAUUUCUGCUUUCUUUAGAAACUAUAAUUCAUGAAAAAAAAUUGUAUAUCGUCAGUGUGUGUGUGCGUGAAGGAUGAGCAUUGAUGAUCUGAUCUGAGAUCAGAGCUGCACAGCCGUGAGAGAUACUGUUUAUGAAUGAUAUCAGUGUGAAUGUGUUUCUGAUUCACUUUGGUUUCUCCAGCUGCUGAAGUGAGACGAUCAUCUGAAACCACUUCAGUCUGAGACACUUUCAAAGACGCUUUAUUAAUCUGUUCAUGUGACUGUUAUUGAAAUCUGUGCAGCAUCAGUGGGAGAUUAUUAUUGACAGAAUGAAUAAAGUCUAUUUAACAGA
This is a messenger RNA of Carassius carassius (crucian carp), 1793 nucleotides long. Its product is annotated as coiled-coil domain-containing protein 134-like. NCBI's taxonomy places the organism in Eukaryota, Metazoa, Chordata, Actinopteri, Cypriniformes, Cyprinidae. The record is from RefSeq and is a predicted model, not a curated record. Bases 245 to 985 code for a protein of 246 amino acids. The transcript is spliced from 7 exons.